AUGAAUGGAAACGGCUAUCCCUACCCGAUGCGGUCCUUCCCAUCGAGUAGGCAGAACAUGAUGGACAACAUGGACAGUGGCAUGGGCGGGUUUGAAGACAUGAAUCAAGGGCAGAGCUUGGAUCAGGCAAGUCCAUAUGACGCCCUGGACCAGUUUUACGGUAUUGAUAGUCGACAGAUCGUCAGCCAAAAUGACAAGGCGGAAAACAUCAGGCGACAGAGCAUGCCUGUCUAUGCCAGCAAUGGCACCAAUAACAACAGGACACAACCCAUGGAAAUGUCGCCAGAGAGCAGGAGGCUGUCCAUGCUCAACUUUGGCGACCCCGGCGAUGCUGGCGAUUUCCAGUUCGACAUGCACGCAGCCGGCAUGAAUGACAUGAUGCGCAACAACCCCAGUUUCCCCCGCCCGUCGGGAGACAUGUCCCAACACAACAGGAACUCUGCAAACAACAUGGGGCUCAACACCCAGUUCCAGAACCAGAACCAGAACCCGCCCUAUUCGACCAUGGCUGCCCCAGGCUCUGCAUAUGCCUCGCCGCUGCAUCCCAGCGCACCACUUGACUUGGACAUGAGCCCUUAUCCAAACGGCAUGAACAUGUCAAUGGAUCUGGACGACUCGCUCAACAUGAUGUCAGGUGACAUGAACAUGUUUUCCAACAAUCAAUUCAACACGCCUAUGCUCGAGUCUCCUGUAACGCAAGAAUUCAUAGGCCCCAUGCCCGCACCUAAUCAGGACAAUUCCAUAUCCGCAAUACCGCAGGGCCACUUCAAGCGUCCCUCCUUGAGCAAUACUCCUGAGACCCGGUCUGGAGUCUCUGGAUUGGGUAGUCGCACAAGCAGCCAGGAUCAGAACAGUGCGCCCUCACAGUCUAGGCCCCAGAGUGAGCAACGUUCCUCCUCCAAGAGCAAUCUGCCGACGCAAAUGAGUCUGUCAUCUCUCAAAGCACAUCAACCUGUAGCUCUGGAUCCCGCACAAGACCUUCCAGAGGAAAAGAUGAACCAAUUAAAGGAUUAUCGGACUGCUUGGAAACCUCCAGCUGGUGGAUUCCCCUCCACUAUGCACUCGAAUCCACAUCAGAAGACCCAGUUCAAGGACGCUUACUCGUCGACGGGCUUUGAUAUGCUCGGAGUCCUCAUGCGAGUAGCUACUAGGCCUGACCCAGAAAUAGACAUCGGCUCUGUAGAUUUGUCUUGCGCAUUCGUGGUUUGCGAUGCUGAAAUGGAUGACAUUCCCAUUGUCUACUGUUCAGAGAACUUCGAACGCCUGACCGGCUACACGAGACACAUGAUCCUUGGCAGAAACUGCCGGUUCUUGCAGUCACCCGAUGGCAAAGUCGAAGCAGGUAUCAAGCGUAAGUACGUCGACGAUGACUCGGUUCUUUACUUGAAGAACAUGAUCAACACUCGCGCCGAAGCUCAAAUCAGCUUGAUCAACUAUCGCAGAGGCGGACAGCCAUUCAUGAACUUGCUUACAAUGAUACCUAUCGCCUGGGAGCCUGGUGGCCCAAUGAAAUUCAUUGUUGGUUUUCAAGUUGAUCUCGUCGAGCAGCCAGGUGCUAUGACGAACAAGAACUCAGACGGCUCGUACAGAGUCAACUACCAACGUGGCAUGAAUAUGCCAAGCUACGUGUUUAAUGAUUCUCAGAAACCGCAAUCCGAACAAGGCCAGACCAUAUCCAAGGAUGAGGUUUCGAACGUGCUCGCUACGUACACUGGUUCUGGGGAUUCAGAAAUCACAAGAAGGAUAUGGGACAAGGUUCUCCUCGAAAACACUGAUGACGUUGUGCACGUCCUGUCUCUCAAAGGACUUUUCCUCUAUCUGUCGCCUUCCAGUAGCCGGAUUUUGGAGUAUGAACCCAGCGAGCUUAUCGGCACAGCUCUGUCAUCUGUCUGCCAUCCAAGUGAUAUUGUGCCAGUAACACGAGAGCUCAAAGAGACAACGAAUGGAGGAUCAGUUAAUGUAGUCUUCAGAAUACGGCGAAAGAAGAGUGGAUAUAUGUGGUUCGAAGGCCACGGCUCCCUGCACACGGAACAAGGCAAAGGACGCAAAUGUAUCAUUCUGGUUGGCAGAGAACGACCCGUAUACACACUCAGCAAGACCAUCGUCCGCGAGUCUGGCGGUGUUGGUGACAACGAACUGUGGACGAAGAUGUCUACCUCUGGAAUGUUCCUCUUCGUGUCGUCAAAUGUGCGACAGCUCUUGGACAAGCAACCUGAGGAUCUUGUCGGCACUAGUAUUCAAGCCCUUAUGCGACAAGAAUCGAAGGUCCAAUUCGGGCGCAUUCUUGAACUUGCAAGAUCUGGCAGGAAGGGCGAGGUGAAGCACGAAAUGAUAAAUAAGAGAGGUCAGGUGCUGCAGGCAUUUACCACAAUUUACCCCGGAGACGCUACCGAGGGACAGAAACCUACUUUCAUUGUUGGGCAGACACGUCUACUCAAGUACUCGAGGAACAGCGCUAACCAUCGGCCGUCAAUGUACACAAAUAAGGAGCGACUCGGUGGAGGCUCGACUCACUCCAUUCCUACCCAGAACACUCUCAACUCACCCUACCCAGGAUCAGUACAAGAUCACACGGGUUCCAAUACUCCGAUCACCUCAUCGACCGAUGGUCGAUUCGUCACUACCGAAACAAAUGCAACAACACACGCUGGCCACAAUGGUCUGCAGCUCGGACACCAGGAUCAAAGUCUAGCUUCUGACGACAACGUGUUUGACGAACUGAAGACUACACGAAGCACGAGUUGGCAAUACGAGCUCCGACAAAUGGAGAAGCGUAACAGAUAUCUUGCUGAGGAAGUGCAGACCUUGCUCGCGGCCAAGAAGAAGAGGAAGAGGAGAAAGGGUGCUGGCCAGAUGCAGAAGGACUGCGCAAAUUGCCACACACGAACUACACCCGAAUGGCGCAGGGGACCAUCUGGUAACAGAGACUUGUGCAAUUCCUGUGGUUUACGAUGGGCGAAACAGCAAGGUCGUGUGUCGCCACGAACGUCGUCAGCAGCAAGCGACAAGAGCAAGAAGAGUCCAUCCCCACGCCAUCACAUGACUUUGCCAAAUUCAGUGCCCGAGACUGGGCAAAGUGCUGCCAUUCCUUCUGCGAUGGCUCCAGCGAGUAAGAGAUCCCCCACACAAGGCGGCGUUGGCGAUUCUCACGCAACAAAAGCAGCCCGCGUGGAGGCUGCUGUAUCUCAACGGUUCAUUCUGCCUCCCAAGAUCGAAGAAGUGGCGGAGCCAGGUUCAUGA
This is a messenger RNA of Parastagonospora nodorum SN15, 3240 nucleotides long. RefSeq lists its product as hypothetical. Gene Ontology annotation, biological process: regulation of DNA-templated transcription. NCBI's taxonomy places the organism in Eukaryota, Fungi, Ascomycota, Dothideomycetes, Pleosporales, Phaeosphaeriaceae. Gene Ontology annotation, cellular component: nucleus. Gene Ontology annotation, molecular function: protein binding; zinc ion binding; sequence-specific DNA binding. The transcript is spliced from 3 exons. The record is from RefSeq and is a predicted model, not a curated record. The coding region runs from base 1 to 3240 and encodes 1079 amino acids.